AUGGCAAUGUCCAAGAGUUGCCUCUUCCAUAUGGAGGCUGUGGGCCGCUGGGACCAUGGACAUCCCUACAAGUUUUCCUAUGCCCUCAGCUUGACUAUGAUUGUUUUCAUCCUGAAGAUGCUCCUGGCGCCGAUGCACAGCUGCAUGAAAAAGAAGGAGAAGAAGGAGUCCAAAGAGGCGGAGCUGCGGAGCUUAGCGGUGGUCGAUGAUGCAGAAGUAGUGCCCAGUGGCAUCUUGCAUUGGCUGAGCGAAGGCAUGAUGAGCUGUGUGAUGCCUUGGGUGUUGCUUGUGACCUUCACCAUCUUUGAGAUGCUCAUGACAACCUUGAGCUGCUUGGGCUUGCUGUAUGGUGCACCCACCACCAUCUUCGUGGUCUUCAAGAGUUCCAAAGCGGUGGCUCGGCAAGGUGAGGUCUUCAUGGCCCUCAUGUCGGUGGUGAUCUUGGGCCGUCGCCUGAACGUGGCGCAGUGGUGCUCCAUGUUGGUGAUCUCCUUAGCACUGCUUUUGUCGACAGUGGCCGAGGGCAAGGGAGGCAAGAAGGGUAAAGGCCCACACGAGAUGAAUCUGGAAGGGCCUGUGCUUCUGCUCCUCUCUGAGCUUUGCCACGCCAUCAUGCUGAUUUUUCAGGAGAUCGCGGUGAGAAGCUAUUGGCCCAAUCCCAUCGCCCUACUCAGUUGGUCGGCCUCCUUCGGAGUCCUCCUCACGGCGUUGUCCAUGUACAAAGCCAGGGACGUUUUUGUGGAUCUCCCGGACGGGGGCCGAAGGCCCUUCUGCGAUCCCUAUGACGUCUUCUACAUGAUGUCAACUAGCCCAGCCUUGGCGCUUUGUUUGCUGAUUAACAUCACCUCGCAUUUGAUGUCCGACGUGUCUCACAUCAUCAUUCUGAAACAUAUCUCUGCCCUGGCUCGUACACUUUGCGACACCCUGAAGAUGAUUGUGGCUCGGUUAUUCCAUCUGGCUUGA
Molecule: messenger RNA, 963 nt
Organism: Durusdinium trenchii
Lineage: Eukaryota; Dinophyceae; Suessiales; Symbiodiniaceae
Source: the annotation of a GenBank genome assembly